AUGCAGGGCACCCUUGUCGUCAAUGUUCCUCCCAUACGGCACACACCGUUCGUGUCACAGGCCUCUCAGUGCUGGCGAGGCGUCCCUAACUUCGCGGGACAGCACUGGCGCUUCGGCCUUCCGGCUGUGCUCUCCUUGGCUUGCGCUUCGAAGUGGAAGAGUGGCAGUGGGAGACAUAGCAAGAGCUCCUAUGGAGUCCUCGUCCGUUCCGCGGAGGCUAAAGAGGCAGAGAGGCCAGAGCUUCCCGAAAGGCUUGCGGUGGGUGACGGAGAGGAAGAGGACGAGUUCUUCCAAAAGACCUUUCCGCGCCCCGACCAGCUCGAAAAAAUUGUGGAUGGCAAGAAGUACAUCUUGGUCAAGUACAGCAAAAGCCCAGAGUGGGUACCUGAGGAGGAUGUAGGCGUGUACCGCUUCUCACUUCGGGGCUACGAAUCCAGAGGUGAUGAUGGCAAGUGGGUGUCUCAUGCACAAAUGCCAGAAGACACGUCUCAUCUGACGGACGCCCAGCGUGAGCGGCUCAUCUUAGAGUUGAGAGGCCAGGUGAACUUCAACCUCUCGGAUGGAACGGACGAAGACGGCUUUCGGCCACUCCCGAAGGUACCUCCUCUGGAGAGGUGGCCUUACUAUCAGAUCGAUGUGAGUGACCAACUGAACGUCUCCCCCGAAGAGCUCAACGACUUUCAGGAGCUAGAUCUCACCGAGGACCUUCCUCGCGCCUUCUUCCUGGCGAACCGGUGGAAACAGGCCAACGAGGCAAGGAAGGGCUCAGCCAUGGCCCUGUGGUGCUACAACAGUCGGAAGCAGAAGCUCUUGGUGGAUCUUUGCCUCGGUGACGACUGCAUGGACCAAGGCCUCUACGCUGAGGAGGUGUUGCUUCGAAAGCUCAUCUCCACUGCCCUUGAUCUUGGUGCAACUAAGCUAUGGUGCCGGAGCAGGCGGACAGAAAGCGGCAAGGUCUUUCUGCCGCCGCCCAUGCGAAGUCUCGGCUUCACGGCCGUGCCGGUUGAAGAGCAGGAGGAAGAGGAAUGGGAGGAUCUGAGUGCACCAGUCAGCAAGGCAGAAGUCUCAGAGGUCAUCCCGGGUCUUCAUCUGUGGAUGACAACACGAGACCUUGAAUCCUACAUGGGAGCUGCAAACACCUGGUGCGAUGAGAUGGGGGCCACGGACUUGAACGAGGUAGCAGAUAACAAGCAGGAGCUCGCCGACUUCCUGCAAACAGAGCACGGGAUGUCAGAAGACGAGCGUCAAAGGUACGUUCUCUUCAAGGGUGUGGUGGAGGUUACCUCUGGAGGUAGAUAUGUGUGCAAGUUGAAAGACGGCUCCAUCAUCGGAGAGGCUCCUGUGGCUUAUGGUGCUGAAAAACCCGAUGCCAGCAGAAUGCAAUUCCGACGUGACCCGGCCACAGACACAGCUGUGCCGAGUGUAAAGCUUUCGCGGACGCUGGAGUCCUCCGAUGGUCAUGCUGUUUGCACUGCAGAUGGAGGCUGCGGACCGCGAAGAUACCUGUUUUGCAGCUUCAACUACAGGAACGGGCUCGGUGAUCAGCGCCUGCUGUGGUUUCAAACAGCGCUGAAGCUUUCCAAGAGGCUCGGCAGGACUCUGGUCUUGCCGCCGUUUUGGGUGCCAGACGUUGAUGGAGACCGGUACCAGGAGAGAAAUGCGCACUUCGAGCCAUUCCAGAGCUUGUAUGACCCAGCAGCGUUUGGUGACUAUGCUUCCUGGAUUUCCUACACGGAUUUCCGAACCCAAGCAAACGCCACGAUCGACGUGGUCUACAUGACUCCCAGAGAAGCGAAAAAUCAUCAUGGCAUCGAUUGUCUUGCAGGGCAAACGGUUGAGAUGCCCGAUGGACGGAUGAGCAUCUUCGAAGAUGGCUGGUGGUACUCCCGAAUCAAAUGCUUGGAAACUCGUGAGAUGAUGACACCAUUCUUGCAGAGUCGCGAGGAGGUCCUGGCAUUGAACACUCGCAACAACCAGGAACUCCCUGGCUAUCGAGUGGACUUGAUCCCGCUAGGAGAGUGUGGGAAGCAGUGGCCUUACGACAUGGCUUUCAACGCCACGCUGGUCGAUGCUGCUCGUAGUUUCAUUCGCGAACGGCUGAUGCACGAUGGAAGCUUCGUGGCUGUGCACUGGAGACAUGGAACGAGCAUGCACAAGGACGCCGAGAAGUUGGCUGACGAGGUGUCGUCCACACUGGACAAGCACGGCCUUAUUGUACGAAGAGCCUUUCUAUCGACGAACUGCAAGGAUGAGGCAGAUCUAGAAGAGCUGAAAAAGAAGUUGGGGAUGGAGAUUGUGCAGUUCGAGGAGGCUUCGUUCGCUCCGUGGCAACGAGCCCUCAUCGACAUGAUCAUAGCCAGUGAGGCGCCGCUGUUUGUGCCCUCGAGCUAUUCGAGCUCGUUUGCCAAGACCAUCCUGUUUCAUCGAGUCAAGGGCAGGCAGACCGUUGAGGAAGAUGUGCGUACCGCGCUGCUGAACGUCGACAAUCGUCGAACAGCCUCGGUCCGAUCCCUUGCGAGAUGCGAUGUCGCCAUCAUCUCGCGCUUUAGCUUUCACUCCAUCUUGGAGAAGUAUCCUUGGGAGAAGCGGAAGUUUCAGCGAGAGAUGAAGCACAAGCUGAUGGAGCUAGGGAAGCUCAUCGACGUGAAGGAUGACAUCAACCUCGAGCAGCAGGCGACCCAAUGCGAUGCACUGAAGCAGCUGCCCUUCUUCUCAGACAACAGCGAGUCCAUGCACGAAUUCGUUGCUGAGCUCGCGAUGAACACGUCAACGUACUGGUAUCAACCUGGUAAAGUUCUCUUAGAGGAAGGCGACAUAAACUGCGACGAGAUGUUCAUUCUUCUUCGUGGCGCCUGCGAGGUUUCAUCGUGUGGCCAGUUCUUGGGAAGGAUAGAGAACGAUGUGAUCGGCGAGAUCGGCAUUCUCGACCUGCUGGAGCGGCGAACAGCGACUGUCAAGACUGCCACUGCCUGCCAGUGUAUGAAGCUGUCCCGGCAGGUGAUGGUUCCGAUACUGGCCAAAUAUCCAGACGCCCGCCUGCGCCUGCUCGAGCUGGCGAGAACGCGUCUCACUGCGAUCAAUGAGGCGAUGAAUGGACCGCAGGAUGGCCCGGAGAGGGGCACGGUUGCCGUUCAAGACCUUUGCGGACGCCUGAAUCCUCUUUUGGUGGACGUGGUGCCUUCUUCCCGUUUGCUACCCAGCUUUGCAGCAUCCGCCUUGAUCGAGCAGGUACGUGAUCGGCUGCUAAUCUGGCAGCCAUUGAUCGCAGCUGUGCUCAUUUUCGGCACUUAUGCCUUCAUCAUCUGGAAGUCGAACAGGGCCGCUGAUGCCCGAGACAGACGGAUGGAGAAAGAACUGGAGCUUCGACGGCUCAGAGGCUUGCAGCUCGUCAGAGGAAAUGCAGGUGAGGAUGAAGUCGAGGCUUGCGCAGCAGAGCUGGAAGAAUUGAAGCUGGAUGAGAAAAGCGAAAGGGAGAUCGUUGGUUGGGGUACAGCCUCGCCCACGUCGCGCAGGUAUUCCCUGGAGUUGUCAUCCUUGCCCCAGACCGAUGUGAGCCGCGAGUACUUGCUCAUGCAGCCGGCGAAGACCGAAGUCGAGACGGAGAGGUCAUCGGGAGGCUCUGAUGACUCUGAGUGGGUGGAGUCCCUGGCAGUGCUAAUCGGCACGGUUGACGCGAGCCUGCUUGCCAUGAACCCUAUGUUCCAGGAUGCACCGAUCCCUCUUGUCUACGCGCUGAGCCAGCGCAUGGUGGACAAGAAGUUCGAAGAUGGAGAUGUCAUCUUGAAGGACGGAGAGGCGUUUCAGCCCGGCCACGAUUUCGUGUAUUUCAUUCUCAAAGGCGAGGUCGAAAUUUGGAAGGAUGGCAACUUCAUUGUCCUGCUCAGAGAUGGGGAAACGUUUGGGGACCUGGCCGCGCUGCGAAAGCUAGGGGUGCGGCAGGCCAGCGCGAAGGCGAAGGGCCAGGUGACCUGCCGAGCUGCCCCAGCCUCAUCUGGGACUGCUCGCAGCUCUUUGAAGAUCAGUAGUGACUGCCUGUGCGGAGCGUGCCAACAUGGGCAUCAAGCGAUGCAUGAAUGCUGGCAAUCUGCCUUCCUGGUCGCUCUGCUGAUCAUCGUUUCUGCAGGACGACCAACUUGGACGUUCUGGACCAACCCCUUUCGGAGACGAGCUGUGCCGAGCAUGGAAGACCUGGACAGCUUCUAUCUUUCUCUUGAAGGCAGUGCGCUUCCACGCGUGACAGAGAAUCCCGGCCCCCUGCCUUGCUCCGGGCAUUUCACGGGAAUCCUGGAGAAGGCCCUCGAUCGCUGGGAUGCUGGCGACCCGGCGCUGAAGCCGCACGUCCUUCACUCCACCGAGGAGUUCGUCACCAUUUACGACGGCUACCCGAAGGCUGCUGUCCACCUGCUUGUGCUGCCUCGGCUGCGGGUCGCUGGGCUGGCACAGGUCAAGGAGGUGCAUCUACCCAUGAUCAGGCGACUAUCAGUCUAUGUGGCUUGGAUCAUGGAGACCUUAGACAAGUCCGGCGCUGGCUGGAUGCAUGGAAUCCAUGCAGUGCCGUCGCUGCGGCAACUGCACGUCCACCUGCUGACGUUGGACAUGAAUACACCAGCCAUGAAGAAUGCCAAGCAUUUCAACUCCUUUGGACCACCUUUUCUAGUCUCUUUGGACGAAGUGUUAUCCACCCUGCAGGAAAAGGGUGGCUUUCCGGAAAGGUAUUUGGAAAGUCUUCACGAGGAGAUGAAGAAGCGAUCUCUUUGCUGUCAUCGUUGUGGCAUGAACUUUGGACGCAGCUUUGCCGAGUUGAAGAGGCACCUCGCUGCAUGCAAGAGCGAGGCUUCGCCGCCGUGGCCACCUCCCAGGUUGUGGCGGGCGGACUCCGCUGCCAAGGGCACCAAGCGCGAUCGGGAAGGCGAGGUGAUCGACGUCUCGGAUGGCUGA
This is a messenger RNA of Symbiodinium sp. CCMP2456, 4938 nucleotides long. The record is from the annotation of a GenBank genome assembly. Lineage: Eukaryota; Dinophyceae; Suessiales; Symbiodiniaceae.